AUGUAUCAGAAAGCAAUAUACACAAAUCCAAAUCCUGUACCAAUGUAUCAGAAAGCAAUAUACACAAAUCCAAAUCCUGUACCAAUGUAUCAGAAAGCAAUAUACACAAAUCCAAAUCCUGUACCAAUGUAUCAGAAAGCAAUAUACACAAAUCCAAAUCCUGUACCAAUGUAUCAGAAAGCAAUAUACACAAAUCCAAAUCCUGUACCAAUGUAUCAGAAAGCAAUAUACACAAAUCCAAAUCCUGUACCAAUGUAUCAGAAAGCAAUAUACACAAAUCCAAAUCCUGUACCAAUGUAUCAGAAAGCAAUAUACACAAAUCCAAAUCCUGUACCAAUGUAUCAGAAAGCAAUAUACACAAAUCCAAAUCCUGUACCAAUGUAUCAGAAAGCAAUAUACAUAAAUCCAAAUCCUGUACCAAUGUACAAUGUAUCAGAAAGCAAUAUACAAACCAGUGUGAAUCCAAAUUCAGUUGGACACAUCUAA
Molecule: messenger RNA, 486 nt
Organism: Vigna radiata var. radiata (mung bean)
Lineage: Eukaryota; Viridiplantae; Streptophyta; Magnoliopsida; Fabales; Fabaceae
Product: proline-rich protein 3-like
Exons: 1
Coding region: 1-486 (161 amino acids)
Source: RefSeq, a predicted model, not a curated record